Molecule: messenger RNA, 1749 nt
Organism: Penicillium cinerascens
Lineage: Eukaryota; Fungi; Ascomycota; Eurotiomycetes; Eurotiales; Aspergillaceae
Product: flavin-containing monooxygenase
Exons: 6
Coding region: 1-1749 (582 amino acids)
Source: RefSeq, a predicted model, not a curated record
AUGUUGUCAUCCGCCCCACUGAUUGGCGCUCCCCACGCGGGCAGCGGAAGGUUUACCGAACCGGCUGUCCUCCGUUUCAUUCCUAUUUCUGCAUUUCCAAGAUCGUCGGCGGUAAUCUCGGAAUUACCCCGGGACUACCUAUACAAGGCAACCCGGGUGUUGUGGGAGGUGUGCAUGGGCAGAAGGUAUGGCGAUUUGAAUGGGAUCGCGGGGUUGGAUUCCGAGGUGUGUCUGACUGUAGGGCUUGUAGGGCUUGUAGCUAUAUCUGUUAAUACGGAUGUUUUGACUAUUGGCGCUGGACCGUCGGGGAUUGCUUUUGCGGUGCAGCUGCAGAAACAGUUUCCCGGUGCUAGGUAUGAGAUCCUUGAAAGGACGGAUAAUCUGGGUGGGCUGUGGUGGGUGAAUACGUACCCCGGGUGCGGAUGUGAUGUAGCGUCGCAUUUCUACUCGUUCUCUUUUGCGCUGAACCCGAACUGGAGCCGCAAGUUUGCGUCGCAGCAGGAGAUCGCGGCGUAUUUGCACGAUGUUGUGGAGCAGAAUGAUGUUCCGAGUCAUGUGCGGUGUUUGGCCACUGUGCAGAGCGCGGCUUUUGACGAGACCUCGGGGACUUGGGUUGCUACUAUGCUUGAUAGUGUUAGUGGGGAGGUGUCCCAGCGGCGUUCGAAGAUCUUGAUCUCGGCCGUUGGGGCACAGAGGGAGUGUGAGAUUCAAGGAGCGGAGAUAUUCAAGGGCAAAUUGUUCCAUUCUGCGCAGUGGGAUCAUUCGUUCGACUGGGCUGGGAAGGACGUCGUGUACCGGCUCUACCUGUACGCCAUGAUGGAGAAGGAUUUCCUCGGCUUCUACCAGGAGACCGGGAGUUCUAUCCGCGAGGAUCUGAAACGGGCCCAGAUCGAGUAUAUGAAAAAGAAUGCGGCGGAGCGGUACCAUGAUGGCCUGCUCCCGCGGAUGGAGACUGGCUGUAAGGGCAAGGUCAUGGAGACGAAUUACCUGGCGUGUCUGCGUCGUGAGAACGUUGAGCUUGUGCACUCUGAUCCGAUCGAGGAGGUGACUGAGACUGGGGUACGGACCCGGUCUGGGGCCGAGGUGCAUGCGGAUGCCAUCAUUCUGGCCAAUGGGUUUCAGACGCAGCAGGUGCUGUUUCCGAGGGAGAUCACUGCGGCGAAAGUUCUCGUCCGGCUCAGCACAGGCUUAUUACGGAACCUGCGUCUCCGAGUUCCCCAUCCUCUUCAUCCUCAUGGGUCCCAGUACUACCACGGGUCACCUGUCGGUUCUUUUCUCGACCGAGUGCGAAAUCAAUUUCACGCUGCGAAUUCUGCGUCCAAUCCUGAGUGCACUCUAUCCGCCCGUGAUCUGAUCGGCACUCACCUAUCCAUUCGGGCGUCUUCGAUCCCCAGCACCGGACACUGUCGCCGUGACACACGCUGCAGAGCAGACAUACAACAAUUGGAUCCAGGGAGUAUUUUCGAGCCUCCGAAGAGAGAGUUUGUGUUUGGGAGGAGUCCGGUGCAGGUACCUGCAAAGGAUACAAAGAAAGAUGACCCGAGUGGGCAACUGGAUCCCGCGUGUUCGGUCUUCGCCGUGGUGGGUGUGGCCGUUGUGGUUGGUCUGAUGGUGCAUGGGUCGAUGGAUAUGAGUGCCGUUGAGAUUGCCAAAGGGCUCCGGGACGCGGUGACUCGUGUACAAAGCGAGUGUGUGACCGGUCUCCGCAGUCGCCCUAUUCUGGCUGGCUGGAAGGGGAGUGUAAAAUGA